Spirometra erinaceieuropaei is the source of this 2088-nucleotide messenger RNA. The record is from the annotation of a GenBank genome assembly. Lineage: Eukaryota; Metazoa; Platyhelminthes; Cestoda; Diphyllobothriidea; Diphyllobothriidae.
AUGGAUGAGGGCGGUGAGGCGGUUGCCGUGGGACUGACCUCUGACAUUGCUAAGGAGCUUUUUCAUGUACGUCCAGUGUCAGUCGCGAAUACAGCCGAUGUGGAACUCCUAAAUAAGUCAGUGGAGACGAAAUUUGAACCGGAAAAACGGAAGACCAUCCCACCCCCCGAGUCCGCCUCCUCUCCAUCGCCGGAGCCGGAAGAGGAGUCAGUCCCCAGCGAACCAGCCGCGGAGGAGCCAGAACCUGACCCAGAACCGGAACCGGAGGAAGAAGAAGAGGAGGAGGAGGAGGAGGAAUCUGAACCAGAGCCCGAAUCGGAGCCUGAACCUGAGUCGGAAUCUGAAUCAGAGUUAGACCUGCCAGGAUACAGCUCUGUCACUGUUGCAGACUCCUUAGCCAUCCUCGACACCUUUUCGGAAGUGAAGUGGAUAAUGGAGGAGAUUGCGGACAACUUCGAGAAAGUAGCUGGAAGGCAAGGCCACGUUCACCGAAGGGCUCCUCACCCCAUACACGUGAUUACAACACGCCAUCCCAUGAUAACAUCAGCUAUAAAUCAGCUGACAAAUAGCAUCCUCGGUUUUGGUGAUGAAGUGGAGGCCCUACAGAACAGAACCCCAACUGACACGAUCAGCGAACCUACUCCGGAGCCUGUUCCAGCAAAUCCUGCCCUUCUGGAGACCCUGGAACUUCUUCAAGAAACUAUCACCACCAUACAAACAAGGAAGGCCGAAAGGGCUAGCAAGAAGCAAGCGAAAGCAGCGGAGACCCUGAAGGCACUGACAGAAAUCAGCAAGUCCCUGCAGAUUCUGGAAGGGAAGAAGAAAUUCUCUGAAGCUGUGCAGGCCGAUCCCGUCGGCGCCAUCACUUCCAUCUGGAGCACAGGCAUGGCUGAUCCCCCUUCCCAGGUGCCUGCAGGCCAGCAGGAACCUCAAGACGGGACGGGGACGAGUGUUCCAUCUAUCGGAAGCGCAGUCUCUCCAAUGAACACACCAAUAGUGCCUGGAUCCAUGUUGUUUCAAGAGAGCACAAUAUCCUCCAAGGACCAGGAUGCAGAAGAGCUCGCAAGAACCACAGAACAUCACAACAAAAGCCAAGGUAGGUCUUCCUCAGCCAGUUCAGGCAAAAAGUCAGACAAGUCAGAGAAGUCAGAGGACUCGCCCGGCCUCCUGAAGAGAAUAACCUCCAAGAUCUUUGGAAAGAGUAAGGACAGUUCAGAGCAGGAUGAUAAGAGUCAGUCGAAGAAGGACAAAGCUGCGGCCAAAACGAGCACAACUUCUUCUCACAAAAAGUCCACAAGCUCAAAGACGCCGGAGAGCCAGGCGCACAGAAAGUCGUCGCCAACCAAAGACACAAUGGUGAUCCGAGACAGCAAAGCCAGCAAGAAAUCCAAGACCUCAAACAAAGACAGAAAACACUCUUCUUCCAGCAGCGUAUCUACGGACAAAUCCCACCACCAUCACCAUCAUGAUCAUCACAAACACAGUCAUCACCAGCAUAAAGAGCGCGAAGAGUCGAAAAGCAAGAAGUUGGAGGAGAAAGAUCCUGCUCAGCUUGCAGCAGAACGGCGAGCCGCCAAUCAGGAGAAACUCACAUGUCUCAUGAACAUGCUAAGAUCGUGUCACUGGGUGGACGGGCGGAUUGAACAAAUGUGGCAGAAGCUGAACGGUCCAUCCAACCCCAUGGGUAUGGGGGGUUGUUCACAGCCAAUGAAUCAACCCAUGUGUCAGCAGCCAUUUAUGCCUCCGGGACCCGGAAUGCCACCAGGAGCAGGGCUUAUGCCACAAGGUUCGGGCAUGAUGCCCCCGGGAUCGGGCGCCGUGUCUGCGGGAAACCCUAUGAUGCUCCCUGGGACUUCUUCAAUGCCGCCUCCAAUGAUGGGACCUUAUCAACGUCAACAGCCACCGAUGUCACAAUUUCCGAUGUUACCACCGCCACCCAUGUUGCCAAUGCCUCCAGUAUUACCGAUGCCGUUUCCAUGGUUCUCCUUCAUGCCUUAUAUGCCCCCACCGCCAAACUAUGUAGCGGUGCAGACGCCCUGUCAGGGAGGCUCUUCAGGAGCCACCUUCUUCUGCACUAGAAUCGAUUGA